ACUUCCUUUACAGUGACGCGUCUAGUGACUGCAACUUGGGAGGCAGCAUGGGCCAUUCGAGCCUCGCCCGCCUUGCCGACCUCCUCCAACGUUGCAUCGGCAAACGAUGUCAUCUCAAAGGUAGAGCCGCCCACGCCCACAUCCUCGCCGUCGGCCUCUCCGCCGACACCUUCCUAUCCAACCGCCUCAUCGAGCUCUACGCCCGCUGCCACCGCCUCGACUACGCCAUCAACGUCUUCCGGUCCAUCCCUUUCCCCAAUGUCUACUCCUGGAACGCUGUCGUCUCCGCUUGCUCCAAAUCCGGUGACUUGGAGCUGGCACGCCACCUGUUCGUGCAAAUGCCUGAUAAAAACGUUGUGUCCUGGAAUACAAUGAUCGGCGCCUUGGCUCGCGGUGGUUUCGAGGAUGCAGCCUUGGAUUUGUACUAUUCCAUGGCGAGGAAAGGACUUCAGCCAUCCAACUUUACCCUUGCCAGUGUCUUGAGCGCCUGCGGUUGUCUCAUGGCUUUGUCCGAUGGCCGCAGGUGCCACGGGCUCGCCGUCAAGAUAGGACUCGAUGCGAAUUUGUUCGUGGAGAAUGCUCUGCUUGGAGUGUAUGCAAAAUGUGGGAGCACAGAUGACGCAUUUAAAGUGUUUUAUGCUAUAUCGCAGCCUAAUGAGGUCUCAUUCACCACCAUGAUGGGUUGCAUGAUGCAGGGCGGCUCUGUUGGGCAUGCAGUUAGGUUGUUUGGGAAAAUGCACAAGGGUGGAAUAAACAUUGAUCCGGUUGCUGUGUCGAGUGUCUUGAUUGCUUGUGCUAGAGCAGAAGAGGAUGAACACUAUCCUUAUAAUUAUGGUUUACUGCUUGGUCAAUCAAUACAAGCUCUUGCAAUUAAAUAUGCCUUUGAAACAGAUCCUCAUGUUGGCAACUCAUUGAUUGAUAUGUAUGCCAAAACUGGGAACAUUGAUGAAGCUGAGUUGGCUUUUCGUACACUGCCAAGCAUUACGGUUGUUUCAUGCAAUGUUUUGAUAGCUGGAUAUGGUCAGCAAGGUAACAGAAAAAAGGCUAUGGACUUGUUAGAGCUGAUGCAGCAACAUGGAAUUGAACCAGAUGAGGUCACUUACGUCAGUUUGCUUGCUGCAUGUGUGAAGGCUAGGGACAUUGUGUCAGCUCAAGAGAUAUUUGAUAAAAUACCAGAACCAGAUGUUAGAUCAUGGAAUGCUAUACUAUCUGGAUACUGCCAGGAAGAUAGCUAUGAUAGAGCAAUUGAGCUAUUUAGGAAAAUGCAGUUUUUAAAUGUUCUACCUGAUCGAACUACCUUGGCCCUUAUUCUUAGCUCUUCCUCAGCUAUAGGACUUCUGAACUUUGGGAAGCAAUUACAUGCUGCUUCAAUAAGGAUUUUUCGUCAUGAUGACUUAUUUGUUGCAAGUGGACUGGUGGAUAUGUACUCAAAAUGUGGACAUAUUGUGGCUGCAAAGCAGGUUUUUGAUAGGAUGUCAGAGAGGGAUGUUGUGAGUUGGAAUGCGAUGAUAACUGGAUUUGCACAUAAUUCUCAUAACAAAGAAGCCUUUUCUGUUUACAAGAGGAUGUGUCAAAAUGGCUUCUAUCCUACUGAAUCUUCCUAUGCAAGUGUGGUAAGCUCAUGUGCUAGACUGUCACCCUUGCCUCAAGGUAGGCAGAUACAUGCCCAUACAACAAAAGAUGGUUAUGAGAGUCAUGUAUAUGUCGGGAGUGCUUUGAUAGAUAUGUAUGCUAAAUGUGGUGAGGUAGACGAAGCACGUCUAUUCUUUGACACCAUGAUGACUAAGAAUGUUGUUUCAUGGAAUGAGAUGAUACAUGGGUACGCACAAAAUGGUCAUGGUGAGAAUGCAGUUGAACUCUUUGAACUCCUGCUAAGUACUGAUGAGAAACCAAAUAGUGUGACCUUUGUAGCUGUUCUUGCUGCAUGCAGUCAUGCUGGGAUGGUUGACAAAGCGAUCAGAAUCCUUCAUACAAUGAAAAAGGACCACGACAUUGAGCCGCUGGUUGAUCACUAUACAUGUGUAAUUGACUCUCUUGGCCGUGCUGGUCGCCUUGUUGAAGCUGAAGAACUAGUAGACAAGAUGCCAUACACAGAUGAUCCUAUCCUGUGGGAAGUUUUGCUUAGUGCUUGUGCGGUACAUGGAAAUGCUAAUCUUGGGAGACAUGCUGCAGAACAUCUUUUUCAGAUUGAUCCCUCAAAUUCAUCACCGUAUGUACUUUUGUCCAACAUAUAUGCUUCUUUAGGUAGAUGGGAUGAUGCAUCUGCUAUCAGGGCAUUGAUGAGUGAUCGAGGGGUAAAGAAGAAUCGUGGGUAUAGUUGGAUAGACAAUAAGAACGGAGUUCGUGCCUUCAUGGUUGAUGAUGAUCAGCGGGUGAUUGAAUCUGAUGGAAAAAGCGUACAUUUUGGUUGAAAUGAAUUGACCUGAAACUGAUAAUCAUGAUUAAUGAUGAUCAGCGGGUGAUUGAAUCUGAUGAAAAAAGCGUACAUUUUGGUUGAAAUGAAUUGACCUGAAACUGAUAAGUCUUUAGGUGCAUCUCAUCAUGAUAGAAGAAGAGAUGCUUUCUGCAGUGCUGUCAAACUUGUGGCAAGUUCCAAGGACAGUCGGAAAAUGUCCACUGCGGUGAAUGCUAGUUCUACUUGUUAGUUUGGUAUACUGACUUUCUAACAACAAUCAUACUCCAAUACAAAGGAGAUGAAACGUCACAGUCGUAAUAAAACUUACCCCUCACAUGAGCGCAGAAUAGCAUUGAUCUGAACUCAGAGUUUGCUUGGAUAUCAUGGUUGAUUUAAUUGGAGUUUAAAGAGAAACUAUUUGUAAUUGUAAUGGAGAAGUCAAAGGAUCUUGCAGUGUUGUGUAACCUGAUUUGUUAAAUAUGACAAUUUAAUAAUAAUAAUAAAAAUAAUAAGUGUU
This is a messenger RNA of Zingiber officinale, 2912 nucleotides long. Its product is annotated as pentatricopeptide repeat-containing protein At4g20770-like. The coding region runs from base 48 to 2411 and encodes 787 amino acids. NCBI's taxonomy places the organism in Eukaryota, Viridiplantae, Streptophyta, Magnoliopsida, Zingiberales, Zingiberaceae. Gene Ontology annotation, molecular function: RNA binding; protein binding. The record is from RefSeq and is a predicted model, not a curated record. The transcript has a single exon. Gene Ontology annotation, biological process: RNA modification.